ACCCACCAAAAAAAAAAGAAAAAGAAAAAGAAAAAGAAAACAUACAUACACACCCACAGCCCCAUAAAAACCAGAAGUACUCAGUGUUUUCUCAGAAGUCUCAGACUGUGCUGCUGCCAGCAUCACACAGCCAGUAACUUGUGUGUGACAGAAAUAAAACAUCUGCAGCCCAUAUUUUGAGCCAGCGAAACUGACGAAGGAUGUUUGCUUCUGGUUGGUCAAUAACGCUUCUGCUGCUUCGCCUGUUUGGCUCAGUUACCUCAUUCCCUGUUUCCAUUUACACACCUGCUCCAUUUCUUCCAUUGCAAAUCUUACCUCCCUCAUCUUUUCCAUCAAAUCUCCCAUCUGACCCUUCUUCCCUCAUCCCUUCCUCCAUCAGCAGCUCUGAAGAAAGAGCCCACUGCCCCUUGAAGAUUUCGCCCUCCACUGUGGUGGUCAGGUUUGAAGAUCCAGUCACAGUCAACUGCUCUGUACCACCAACUGGUCUUCUUGCUCUGGGUUGGGAAGUCCCCAACAGCAUGGAGACUCCACUGUUCACUAUGGGUCGUUUUCUGGUCUGGAGUGUGGAUAGGAUGACUGAGUGGAACAUCAAGCCUAAGUGCUACGCACUAGUUGAACAGGGAGGGCAGUGCCACAUAGAGCUGCUUGUAAUAGUCUACAAGCCUCCAGAUAAUGUGUCCAUCAGCUUUAGGAAUCACUCUGGACCGUUGUUAGAGGGUCAUCAGUACACUCUGCAGUGUGAAGUACACAACGUUGCUCCUGUAGAAAACCUCACUGUGACCUUCUACAGAGGAAAGACAGCACUGGGUCAACUACAGUCCAACAACACAGAGAAGACACCAAUGACUGAAAUUUUCACUGUGGACAUCAUCCCCAGUAAAGAAGACAAUGGAGUCCAGUACUGGUGUGAAGCCAAGCUAGAACUGGGACCUGAAGGACCAGAGCAUCCUCCAGUGGUGACGUCACAAAAACUAAAAGCUGCAGUCCUCUUUGGUCCACACCUCAUUUGCCCAACAAAACUGCAGGUGAAAGAGGGAGAGAGCCUCAGCUGUGAGGUGAGAGGAAACCCUCAACCAUCAGUCACCUGGCUCAGAGAUGGCCAGGUGGUUGUCUUGCCUUCUCACUCAAGCAGAAAGCAUGCUGGGAAAUACACAGUCUGGACAAAAGGACAUCUUGGACAGAAAAACUUUACAGUGGAGGUGGAAAUCCUUUCUGGCAGUGGAACUGCAAACAGCUGCAAUAGAUAUUUCCUUUUGGCCAUCCUGUUUAUUCAGAUUAACUGGCUGUAAAACCUCCUACAUGAACCCAGCGUGAUCUGUCUUCCUAUAUUGUUUGUAUGAACUACUCCAACUGUGAAGAAAUAUUUGCCAGGAGGAGACUCUUAUGUCCACAUUGGUUUCACUUUGAAUUCAUGUCUUUUUGUACCUCUUCAUGUUCAACUUUUCAAAAAAAAAAAAAAAAAAGGGGGAAAAAUGAAGGUCUCUGCUUGAGAGCUUCUGCCCAGGUACACUUUAUUCUAUUAUUAAACUCUGUGUAAUGCAUAACACUUUACCUGCACAACAGGUGAAUUUCAAAUCAUCCACAAAAAUUCACAUUCUACUCUUGUCAAACUGAUCAUACUACCAUAGGUCUGGGACAGUAGUAUGCUUACCCCCUUGCCUGUUUGUUUUAAAAAGUUGUUUGUCUGAAAACCAACAUUGUUUUUCAGACAACAUUGUCUGAAAAACAAUGUUGGUGUUUUUCCUGUAUACAUAGGUAUGUGGUGCCUUCCUCACUUCCCUUGAAAAUGAACCAUCACAUGUCCAACAGCAACAUGUUCCUGCUUUAGCCUUGAACUUUUCCAGUAGUUACAAAUGUGGUCAAAAUGAAUAGAACUGCUGGUUAAUCACUGAUGCAAUGUCAAACAUGUAAAAGUGGCAAUACAGUUCAUUAUAAAAAGUGUUGGAGCAGGUAACAUUUUUAAAAGGAAUGUGACUGAAACUUCAAUCCCGCUGGCCGGAGCUCAUGCCAAAACCAGAACACAUUGUUUUAGCAGUGAGAAUAAAAUGUGGACAAUACUAAAGCUAAAUGUUCAAACCUCUGUUUCUGUACCUCAUGUUUAGAUGAUUAAGCUGAAAUAAACUGGUUAUAUAGCA
Molecule: messenger RNA, 2135 nt
Organism: Lates calcarifer (barramundi perch)
Lineage: Eukaryota; Metazoa; Chordata; Actinopteri; Centropomidae
Product: intercellular adhesion molecule 3
Exons: 7
Coding region: 201-1289 (362 amino acids)
Biological process (GO): cell-cell adhesion
Cellular component (GO): membrane
Molecular function (GO): integrin binding
Source: RefSeq, a predicted model, not a curated record